GCCGCGUGGGGCUUCUCCGUCGCGGCACCCGGCUCCGGCGCCGCGCCGACGACGAGGACCGCAUCAGCGCCCUUCCCGACGACCUCCUGCUCCAGAUCCUCUCCCGUCUCGGCUGCGCCUGCGCCGCCGCCAACACGAGCCUCCUCUCUCGCCGGUGGCGCGGCCUCUGGACCCGCUCCCCCGAGCUCACCUUCCACAUGAUCACGCCUGACCAGCUCCACGCGGCGCUCGGCCGGAUCGUCCGCCCGGCGGGCUCUCUCCGCAUCUUUCUCCCCGGCCACCACAUGCUCUCCCCGGCGAUGCAGAUGCCGUCGAGCCUCCCUGCUUCGACCGCACCGCCUCGUUAAGACUGCAUUUUGCUCCACGCUUGAGGCUGGGUGACCUGCUGCCUCGUUGCCCCUGCCUGCGCAAGCUUCGUCUUUCCAAUUGGCUGUUCGACUCUGUCACAAUCCACUCGCCGUCACUGCAGGAGCUAGAUGUCUUUGCCCUUGUGCAGCUUCAGCGUGUCGACAUCAUGGCCCCUAUGCUUAAGAAACUGAAGUUUACCGCCAUUAACGGUACCAAAAAUGCAUUCAGCUUAUCACUGUCAGCACCACUGGUGGAUGAUCUCUCAUGGCGGUGCCAUGCUCGGUCCACAAGUGAUAGGUUUGGUGUCUUAUGGCGCAUGUGGAACCUGAAAUCAAAGACGCCAGAGCACCUUGAAUACACACUGGUCACCAACAGCAGGGAAAAUACACGUUUGCAGCCACAGCACCACUCUCAUGGCGACAUCCUCUUGCUGGACAUAGGGGCUACUGAUAAUUUGGGUAAUGUUGCCUGGACCUUUGAGCGAGAGAUUUCCCGAAUUCCAGUGAGAAACCUCUCUGUUUUAGAGCUGAAAAUUGCAACAAGAGGGCAUUUUUAUGGAGCAAUGGUGCUGGAUCUACUUCGACUUUGCACCUCUAUACAAAAACUUAAGGUGGAAUUAAAUCGACAUGAGGAGAGAAAAGAAUGCUCCGUAAAUGGUCAUUGUGAUCAGCCUAACAACUGGAAAGAUCAAAUUAUAUCCCUGACUGGUCUUACAGAAGUAGAAAUUGAUGGCUGCAAAGGAGAAGAGCACGAGAUUGGUUUACUGAAAGUAUUGUUGACAUGUGCUGAAAUGCUUGAAAGAGUGACCAUCAACUUGUCUAUAAAUGUCCCACGAAGUUGCUGCAUACUUGGAACUCCCUAGCAUUUAAAAGGCACAUCUUUCAGUGAAAUUCAAUAUUUAUCGCUGGUGUGGUGAGCAGGUCUUGUUUGAAUGAUUAGAGUGCUCCUAAAUGUAACAAAGUAUGCUUAAUCUCGUUGUAACUGUAAUAUGUGCUUUUAUUGUAGUUUGAUGUUUACCCUGUAUGUUCCUGCCUGAAUUAGAUUCGUAUUAGCUCUAUGAGUGUUGUGUGUACUGAUUUCAUAGUAUAGUGAUAGCUGUUUUUCAUGAUA
Messenger RNA from Panicum hallii, 1458 nucleotides. RefSeq lists its product as uncharacterized. NCBI's taxonomy places the organism in Eukaryota, Viridiplantae, Streptophyta, Magnoliopsida, Poales, Poaceae. Bases 515 to 1210 code for a protein of 231 amino acids. The transcript is spliced from 3 exons. The record is from RefSeq and is a predicted model, not a curated record.